GUGGACUUGUUCUCUUAGAUACCCAACAUUUGCCCUUGAUCUGCUUGUUUCAGCUUACGAUCCACAUGCUCAGCUUUUUCAGGUCUUGAGGGUGCGACACGGCUCGGGUGAGCGUGAUGAGUGACAUCAUCGGCCCCGUUCAUCACAAACGCCACACCUCCCUCGCUUCCCAUACGCCUCUCCGCAACCGACCAUGCAUCCCAGCGUCACCUCGCCAACAACCCCAUAACUUGUUACCCGCUCCGUUAUUGCGUGCAGCCACCGCGGAGCCCGAGCCUUGUCUUCCGCCGAGACAAUCAAGAGGCAUUCCAGUCGCUGCACCGGUCAUCUCCUUGAUUGGCCACCCAUCAUUGCCCCUUCUGGACCUUGACAGACCAAGGGUGGCUGGCUUUUACCGCACUGCAAUGACGUCGAGGGGUGUGGUAUGACUUGCAGGCUUGUCCUGCGUCUGUGCCAUCCAUAUCGUAAUUGUUGGGAUGGGAAUGUAGGCAGCCGCUUUGAGUCUUCGAUGUGCAUCAUCGCAUAUGGGUCUGGAUCCUACACUUAUA
This is a messenger RNA of Bipolaris sorokiniana ND90Pr, 548 nucleotides long. RefSeq lists its product as uncharacterized. The transcript has a single exon. The coding region runs from base 117 to 428 and encodes 103 amino acids. Lineage: Eukaryota; Fungi; Ascomycota; Dothideomycetes; Pleosporales; Pleosporaceae. The record is from RefSeq and is a predicted model, not a curated record.